GUAGAGCCGAGGCCAGUGAGCUAGCACAAGCAAAAAGAAAAGCGUGAGCAUGAGCAGCGACCGCAACUGCUACGUUACCUUUGACGAGAUAACCGCGCGCCAAGCUGCGCCACUCCGGCGUCCAGGGGCGUCCUAAGGACACGCUCGCUCGGCUGAGAACCGGAACGUGCAAAGCGUGUGGCACGUCCAGAAGGGAGUGGGUGUUGGCGCUUGGAGGGGCGCCGGAGAAAUCAGGGCGUGAGAAGUAUCCCGGGGAUUUUCCGGGGGUUGGCGUGGGAAGGGGGGAGGGCGCAGGGAGGACAAGUUCGCGACUUAACCCUUGACUAUAUGCCCCAAGGCAGCGAGCGCGAGUGGCGCGAGUUCUGGAUACUGAAGGGAGCGGCUGAGCGCCGCAUUCUUUGAGGAUAUUGCGCGAUGGCGGUUUGCUUGGGAAAUAUUUGCCGAGUUGUCGCGCGCGCGCCCAUUGCUGCCGUACACUUCGGUUCCCAGCGAGCGCUCAGCAUUCGUCGCCGCGCAAGCUGGCUGCAAGAGCGCGUAUCUAACACACGUCGCAAUAAGGCAGUAAUCUUGAACUUCUACACGCACAACAAACUCGACUAGGUCCCAGCGGUCCCAGAAUCGCUAGGACCACCAUGCUCUCGAACCUCGCGCAUCCGCCUUAAUGGCACAUCAAUUCAACGGACCAGGGGGUCCAGGAAGCUCAGUAUCACCUCCUCCGCAGCUUAAGCAGGAGGCUGUGCCAGCGGCGCAGAAUGCAGCGGAGCCCCCUCCCUCAAAGACUCGAAAGCAAUACACGGUAUCGAAGCGGCGGGAGCGUUGGACCGAUGACGAGCACCAGCGCUUCGUGGAGGCGCUGAAACUCUAUGGGCGCGCCUGGAGGAAAAUUGAAGAGUAUGUCGGGACCAAGACCGCCGUCCAGAUCAGGUCACAUGCCCAGAAGUACUUCAACAAGCUUGAGAAAGCCGGCGAUGCCGCCGAGAUCCAGGUCCCCCCUCCACGGCCAAAGCGCAAGAGUGUCACCGCAGCACAGCGCGCGGCUGCGGCUGCAGCGGCUGCAGAGCAGCAGCUGAAUCCGCGCUCGGGGUCGGAGGAGCGCGGCUAUGGUGACCUGCAAGAUGACAAUGACGCGGGAUCCGAAGGAGGCGCCGAGGACGGUGAGCCGGGCUACGGCCAGCACGACCAGAUGGGCAGCCCAGACGACGUGCCGCUGGCCGCAGACCUGCAGGGGCUGCUGCUACAGCCACCUCGCAACGGGGCUGCGGCUGCAGCAGCGGCUGCGGCUGCGGCAGCUGCAGCCGGGGACCUCGGGCCGCUGGCGGCGGCUGCGGGCCUGCCGCAGCUACCGGUGCUGCAGCAGCAACAGCAGGAGCAGUCGGCGGUGAUGCAGCAGCAACUGCAGGAGCUGCAGCAACUGCAGCUGCAGCCGUUCACGGCGCCGGGGCUGAUGCCGUUCCGCGGCGCGGCCGGCGCUGCGGCGGUGCAGCUGCCGGUGCUCGCAGCGGCUGCGGCAGCUGGACAGCUGCUGGCGGCUGCGGCGGCUGGCGCGCUCGCGCUUCCGCCCGCGCCGUCGCCGCCGCCGGUACUGCUUGGCGGUGCACUGCCGCCUGUAGGUGUUGGGGCGCUCGGACAGCAGCCACAGCAACAGCCGCAGCAGGCGACACCGUCAGGCACGACGCUGUCGGCGCAGGCGCCAAUGCAGAUGCAGGCGUCACCGCAGCAGCAACAGUCGCAACAACAGCAGCAGCAGCAAGCGCCAGCCGGAAGCGCUGGCCUCAGUGCCGGUGCAGGCGCCCCCGGCGCCAGCAAUGGUGGCUUCUCGCUCGCUGACUCCAUCGCGCGCAACAUCGCCAUUAACAUGGCCCAGUGGGCGCAGGCGCAGGUGCAGGUGCCCGAUGCGGCGCCCGCUCCCGCCGGCGCCCCCGAUCGGCAGACGGUGGAGGCGGUUGCGGCGGCCGCCGCAGCUGCGGCCGCCGCCGCCGCCACGGCGGUCAUCAGCGCCGCCGGUGAGGCCAUCCAACAGCGCAUCCAGGAGAAGGCUGCAGCCGGCUACCUGCCCUUCCUGGUCCACCCGCUGGCCGAGCUCAUUCCGCCGUCGUUGGCGGCGCGCUCCGGCAGUGCCGCCACCACCUCGGACCAAUCAGCGCCGCCCUGGGCACUGCCGGUGCCGCAGCAGUCGCUGAUGCACGUGCUCGCCGGCUCCGUCAGCACCGGCGGCGGAGCCGCCGGCACGCAUCCGCACAGCGCGCCGCCUGUUUCAUCGCGGCAGCAGCAGCAGCAGCAGCAGCAGCAGCAGCAGCAGCAGCAGCAGCAGCAGCAGCAGCAGCAGCAGCAGCAGCAGCAGCAGACCGCGCCGUUCUCGCUGGGUGCUGCAUCUGGCGGCGCCGCGGGGAACGCGGAGCAGCAGCUAACGGCCACACGCGACGACACGCACACCGGCCAGCACACCGGCGGCACCGGCGGCACCGUCACCGCCACCCCCGGCAGCAGCGCGCAGCAGCAGGGCGGCGCCGUGUCGGGCCCCGGCAACAGCCCGCAGCACAUGUCGGCUAGCUUCGCCGCGGUUGCGGCAGGCGGCGGCAGCGGCGGUGUAGCUAGCGUGAGCAUGGCAGGUGGCCUGGGCCGGCUGCCGUCGAGCAGCCUCGUGGCUAGCUUGGGCGGCCCGUCCGUCAGUCUGGGCGGCGCCGCAGCCAUGAGCCUGGGUGUCGACCUGCAGCCUCCGCAGCUGCUGGCGCCGGUCGCCUCGCCGCCACGGAUGGAGUGGGAGGUGGCGGUGACGGUCGCGCGGGCGUCGCAACAGCAGCUGCAGCUGCAGUUGCAGCAGCAGCAACAGCAACAGCAACAGCGGCAAACGGCGCCGGGCUUCGGUCUCCUGGCACCGCAGCCGAUGGCGCGGGAGGGCUCGGCGGCAGCGGGGCUGCUCCGCACACUCAGCCUGCCGGCGGCUUGGGACAGCGGUGGCGCGGCGGCGCAGGCGGCAGCGGCGCUGCAGAGUCGUGAGGUGCUCAGUCGUCUGGCGGCUGCUUACACCUCCGACGUCCCGCAGCUGCAGGCGGUGGUGGCGGCCACGGCGGCGCAGCAGCAAGGCCUGCCGCAAGGCCUGCUGCAGCCGCAGCCGCAGCUGCUGCAGCUGGUCGAGCAGCUGCCCUCUCGGCCGUCGGUCGAGCUGGCGCAGUCGCCGGUGACACUGCCCGGCGGCGGCGGCUCCAGCUCGGCUUUCCAGGUGCUGCGGCCUGCCACGUCGCAGCAGCAGCUUGAGGUGUCGCUGGACCCCCGGGUGCGGGCGGUGGUGGACCCCCGGCUGCAGCCGCAGCAGCAGCCUCGGCACGUGCGAUCGCAGUCGGCGGCACCGGGCGGUGCGCAGCCUCUGCCGCAGGCACGGGCAGAGGCGCAGGGUCAGCAGGAGGCGCCGGCGCAGGCGCAGGCGCAGGCGCAGGCUCAGCAGGAGGCUCAGGCUCAGGCUCAGGCUCAGGCGCCCUACAUCAAGGCGGAGGUGUUGACGGAGGACGAGGAGCGCGGCCGGGAGCGGGAGCGCGACCCCCACCGCCACCAUCACCAUCAUCACCACCACGCGCACCACCACCACCACCACCACUCCCACCACGGCUCCAACCACGGCGGGACGUACGGCGGCGCUCACUCCCGCGGCAUCGGCUCCAGUGCCGAGCCGGAACGCGGCAGCCGGAAUCCAGUGGACCGGCGGUCACGGUCCGUGGCUAGCAUUCGCAGCGGCGGCGGGUGCGAGGAGCGCCAGAUGCAUAGCGGUAGCGGCGGAGGAGCAGGAGGCAACGGCCUGACGCGCAUUGGCGCCGCUGCCGCCGCCGCAGCUGCCGCUGUUGCUGCUGCUGCUGAGGAGGCGGCAGCUCAGGAGCAGGUGGACAAGUCGUCUGGUGCCAGUGGCUGUGAUAACGGCUCCCCCGCUGUUAGCCCCGAUCCAAGGCAGCUGCCGCUAGCGGUGCGCGGCCACGGCAUCAGCCCUAGCGCCGGCGCGGAGGGGCAACUGGCGCACGCCGGCGGCGGUGGCACGACCGGCGCGCGCGUGCGCUUCGAGGCACACGUCCGCAGCUCGACCAGUGAGGGCCGCGCGCACACAGGCCAGCAGCCGCAGGCGACGGCGGCGGCGGCUGUUGCUGCUGCCGCCGUCGCGGGCGCGGGCCACCGCGCCACCGCGCACCGCCACGGCGUGCACUCCUCUCACCGGCACCGCAGCAGCGGCGGCCGCGGCUCUGCCGCCGCCGCCGCCGCCGCCACAGCCGCGGCCAGCGGCGCCAUGGACACGGACGCCUCCGCCGAGCCCGGCGGCGGCGCCCGCCACCGCGCCGGCAGCCGUGCCGCCUGGCUGAUGGACGACUACGGCGCCGCGGCCAGUGGCGAUGGCGCCUACCAGCUGGGGCAGCUGCAGUACCUGCCGCAGCAGUUCAUGCCGCAGCAGUCCGGACCCGACAACGGCGGCCUCAGCGGCACCACCGGCUCCGCCUUCAACAGCCUGCAGGAGGUGCUGCAAGGCCCCGACCCGGCAGCCAUGGUGCCGCUGCUGGCGCCCACCAGCGGCGUUGGCGCCUGCGGCGUGCAGGACGCCGCCACGACGGCGCAGCUGGCGCGGCUGCAGCUGGGCGCGGCGCACCGCAGCCAGGCGGCGGAGCGCCGCGUGGCAGCGGCGGAGCGGGCGGCGGCGGCGGAGCGCGCCGCGGAUGGCGAGGGACAGGAGGGCGGCUCCGGAGGUAAUGGUGUGACGGACGUGAACACCUACAUCCGCGGUGACUACAGCUUACUGUCGCCCUCCGGCGGUAACGGCGGCAGCGGCGGGUACGCAGCACAGCUGGCCGGUGCUGUCGCUACCGCAGCCGGUAGCGGCGGCGGUGGCGGCAGCGGUGGAGGUAGUGGCGGCGGCGGCGUGCCGCUGUCGUCGUCUGGUCCCAGCUCGGUGCCGUCGACGCAGCAGCAGGGCGCCAAUGGCGGCGCCGCCACAGCCAUGGCGGCGCACCGGCACAGCGCGCAGCAGACCAAGCAGCGCGCCGCCGCCGCUGCGGCAGCCGCAGCCGGCGCAGGCGGCAGCGACGGCAACGGCGCCGGUGCCAGCAACGAGAUGCAGCAGGGGUCAAACCAGAACGCAGGCUCCGGCGCAGGCUCAGGACAGGCCGGCGAGGCUGCUGGCGGGGUUGCACAGGCGACUGGUGUCGCGCUGGCGCUGCCUCCGCCGCUGCCGCGCUCGCUGCUGCACGUGGCUGCGCGCCAGGGCGCACCCGAGGCGCCUAGCGCUGAGCGGGCGGAUGCCGUUGGGCAGGGUGCUUGCGGCGGCGCAGCUGGGCUGAAUGCAGUGAGCCCCACUGCUGGGCAGCCUGGCGGCGGCUCCAACACCGGCAGUGGCAGCGGCGAUGGCAGCGGCGCCGGCGGGCCGCCGGACGUCUACCAGAGCAGCGGUCCCACCGGCCUUGCUCGUGCGGCUGCGCACGCGGCGGGACUGCGACAGGAGACGCCGCCAACCGGCGUGUCAGCCGGCACACGGCGCGGCGCAGGUGGCAGCGGCAGCGGCAACGCCGAUGGCGGCGGCGGCGCUACGGGAUCAGGCUCAGGAGCAGGUCAGGGCAGCAACCCGAGCGGUAAUGGCGCGGGCGAGGGCUCCGGCUCCGGCGCUGCGCCCGCCGCCGGCACUGCCGCCGGCGCGGCCAACACCGGCGGCGUUGGCAGCACGCAGGCGGCGGCAGGGCCUCACGCGCUGCAGCAUCCCCACGCCCACGGCAACGCGCACCAGCAACAGCUGCAGCAAGUGCAGCUGCAACAGCAACAGCAGCAACAGCAACAGGGCUCGGGAUCCGGCGGCGAGCGCGGUGGCUCCGGCUCUGGCGCGGGCUCCGGCUCGCGUGUGGGCUCCGGCGUCCCCGCCGGCACCUACGCCGCUCGUGAGGCUAUGCCGGGAGCCUCCGGCAUUGGCCGCCACGUGCCACCGUACGUGGUCGCGGCGCAGCGCGCGCAGCACGAGCGCGUGGAGGCCGCCGCCGCCAAGGCCGCCGCCGCCACCGUGGGCCGCGACGGCGAAGCCGGCCAGGCUGACGGCAGCAAACCCAUCAGCAGCCCCGAGGCGGACGCCGAGGGCGCGCUUCUGGGCAGCGGCGGCGGCAGCGGUGGUGGCGCGGUGGUAGACUUGGCUGUAGCGCUGCGGCACAAGCAGCGCGGCAGCCCCGGUGGAAGCGGGGGCAUGAUGGGGUCGCAGGCGCGCGGCGAUUCGCCCGCGGCGGCUCUGACGGACCCGCGCCUGCUCCAACGUGGCGGCAGCGCGCUGGCACUGGCGGCAGGCGCCGCCGGCCGCGUGGCGUCGCCGCCGCCGAACGGCCAGUCAACGCUUCCGGUCCCCGGCGAUACCCUUGCGCUCCUACACCAGAUGCUGUCGCAGCAGCAACAGCAACUGCAACAGGCGCAGGCGCAGGUGGUGCAGCAGCAACAGGCGCAGGCGGCGGCGGCCGCCGCCGCUGGCCAGGACGGCGGCGCCGCCGCCGUCGGCAGCCUGGCGCCGAUGGCGCCGCCCCCGCACGGCCUCAUGACCACCCUUGCUGGCCUCAGCGCGGGCACGCAGCUCGCCGCCACAUUGCUCGCGCUCCACGAGCAGCAGCAGCAACAGCAGCAGCAAGAGCAGCUGCUCGCAACCAACCGCGGCGGCGGCUCCGCCGCCGCGGGCGCUGGACGCUCCAACGGCUUCCUGAGCCUGGCGGCGGCCGCCGCCGACCCCACCAGUAGCGGCGGCGGCAGCAGCGCGACGGCGCCGCCGCCGCUGAUGGCGCUGGGCCCAGGUGCGCUGACGGCGCUGCUGCCGUACCUCACCGGCGAGCGGCCAGUGGAGUCGGAGCACGUGGCACGGCUGGAAGAGGUGGCGAGGGCGCUGCAGUACGCCAGCUCGCUGGCAGGGCCGCUGGCGGCGGUGCUGCACCCGCCCGGAACCAGUGGCGGUGGCGCCGUAGACGCCCCUCCCACCGACCCACGCCGACCAGACCUGGCGGCGCUUUUUAGCAGCGGCGGCGGCGGCGGCGGCAGCAGCACCACCAGCCGUCUAACGGCCGAUGUGUUAGAUGUCAUGCGAGGUGCUGGGCCUUCUCGGCUCCUCGGCCCGCCUGCUGCACAGCUGGCCAGCGCGCGCGACGGCCUGCCCUCGUCUGACCUGGCGGCGGCGGCGCUGAUGGCGCAGUGGCAGAACGCCGCCACCAUGUACGGCCUGCAGCCACUUUUGCGCACCUCCAGCGCAGCCGCGGCCGCAGCCGCGGCGCCCGGCAGCGCCACCAGCGGCGGCAGCGCGGCGGCUCCGCCGCCGCCGUCUUCCGCCGCUGCUGCGGCGGCGCUGCUCGGCUUCCCGCCGCAUCCGCUGCUCAUCCAACAGCACCACCUGCAGCAGCAGCUGGCGGCGUCGGGCCAGGCUCAGGCGGCGGCCUCCUACUUGCAAAGCCUGGGCCUGGCCUCAGGCCUGGGACUGGGAUUCAACAUGGCAGCCAACAUGGGCAGCCGCAGCGCGCUGGGUGCCCUGAGCCUUGGGCCCAUGGGCCUCAGCCUCCCAACCUUUGCAAGCGGCGGCGGCGGUGGCAAUGGGACCGCCUCCGGCGGCGCGCUGGGCGCGGCGGCGGCGGCCGGUGGCGGCGGCGGCGCGGAGCAAAGCCCGCGGCCGUCUGCCGGCACGAUUGGCAGCGGCGGCGGUGUGCACGGCCUGAUGCCGGCGCCGACGCGCAGCCACCACCAGCAGCACUCGCACCAGCAGCACCAGCAGGCAGCGGGCGCCCCGUCGGACCCACGCCUCAGCGGCGGCAACCCCCGCCGCGGCAGCGGCGACGGCGCGGUUGGCUUCAAGCCGCCGCGGCCGUUGGCCAGCCUUGGCGGCGUGGACGGCAGCGGCGGUGUUGCGCGCGGCCUCGGCAGCGGGCCCAGCAUGAGCGGCGAGAAGCUCGCUGCCGCUGCGGCGGCAGCCGCUGCAGCCGGCGGCAAUGGCGGCACCAGCAAGCGCAGCCUGAAUGAGCUGUACGGUGCGCUCGUGGCCGCAGGCGCGGGUGCCGGCGGUGCUGCGGGCGGCGGCGGCGGCGGCAGCGGCCAAGGUGUCCAGCGCAGCGGCCGGCAGCGCAACGGCCGCCGGCGCCACCACCGCGGCCACAGCCCCACGCGCAGCGUGGGCAGCGGUGCGAGCAGCAGUGGCUUCCACUGCGGCGACAAGAGCGGUGGAGAGGAGGCGAACUAUGGCCCCCGGCCGUCUCGCGAGUACAAGGAGGGGUCUCCCCAGGGUGGAGGCGCGGUGGAGCAACAGGACACGGCAACUAGCAGUGGGCGCGAGGAGCAGGGCAGCGCCGGCGCCGCGCGCGGCUGCGGGGCUGCAGGUGAGGUCGGCACCGCCGGCCAAUCUGGCGGCGGCGCCGGUGGUGGCGCUGCCGCCGCCAAUGCGGCGGCCGCCGCCAAUGCGGCGGCUGAUGGCGGCGGUGGCAUGGCGCUGCCUCCCGCCAAGCACGCCCGCCAUGACCUGAUGACGGGGCCCAACGGCAAGCUGGCGGCGGCCGCCGGUCACGGUGGCGGCGCCGGCGGCGCCUCCGGCCAGGGCACGGGCGGCGCCGCCGCCAAGGCUGCGGCACAGCGGCCGCCCAAGGACGCCACGCCCAGCAGCGGCGGCGGCAGUGGCGGCAGCGGCGGCGGCAGCACUGGCGGCAACAAGAGCGGCACCAGCAAUGACGCGUACGACGGCUCGAUGAACGCCUCUGACGAGGGCUCAAAUGAGCCCGGCAGUGCGCCGGCGGACGGUCCCAUGGGCCAGGCGCUGGCGCCGUCGGAUGGCAUGGGCAUGCUGGGCGCCGGUGACCCCGGCCUGAACGUCCAGGGCAUGCAGAUGCCUGGCGCCGGCAUGAUGGGCGCCGGCGGCGCGCGGUCGUUCUCCGUGGCUCAGCCCGAGCCCGGGCCGGGCCACGCGUCCAUCAUGGCAGCCCAGCCUGGCGGAUGUGGAGGCGGAGGCAGCACUGGCGUUGCAGGCGCGGGUGCCGGUGCCGGAGGCGGCGCGGCAGGUGGUGGUGGCGGUACGGCCGGCCAUAAGCGCGUCCGGUACGACGCCGGCCCGGCUGGCGGUGGAACUGCUGCCGCCGCCGGCGCCCCUGCGGCGGGUGCGCCGCUGACGCCCGCUGCUGCGGGCGCGGCCGGUGCCAUGCAGCAGCGGGCGGGCGCGCUGCAGGCGGACGGCGCCGGCACCGGCACCAGCAGUCCCUCAGAGACCGGCGGCGGUGACGACAGCCGUGGUGCUGCACAGCCGCCGCACAAGGUGCAGCGCACCAAUGCCGGCGGUGCCGCCGCUGUUGCGGAGGCGGGCGCGGGCGGCGCAGCCGGCCACGCCGCGGAUGCCUGUGACGGCAACAACCGCUCCGGCGGCAGCGCCGGCGCUGGCUCCGGACAGGCGCAGUCGGGUCGCGGCCGCUUCGCCGCGCCGCCAUCCAACCAGCAGCAUCCGCAUGGCGCCGCGGCGGCGGCCGCCGCCGCUGGCGGUGCCGGUGGCGGCGCCGCCCAGCGCACCUCCGGCUCCCUGCCGUCGCACCUUGGCUACGUCCUUGAGCAGGCCAGCAGCAAGCAGGGCGGCAACGACGGCUCCGGCAAUAACAACAGCGGCACCGGCCCCCGGUCAGGCGUUGGGUCGAAUGAGGGCGGUGCUGCUGGCGGUGCCGGUGGCAGCCGCAGCGGCGAGGGCGGCAACGGCAAUGGUAGUCAGGGCAAUGGCGGCAGCCACGGCCACGGCGGCAGCCACGGCAACGGCCAAGGCAGCAAUGCCAACGGCAGCCACGGCCAUGGCAGCAACGGCAAUAACGGUCACGGCAGUAAUGGCAACGGCGCAUCAACCAACCUUCCGGGCGGCGCUCCGUAUGCCUACUUCCGCACGCCGCUGUCGCUGCAGCAGCAACCUCGCGGCGGCGGCGGCGGCGGCGGUGGCGGCGGUGGUGGCGGCGCUGGCUCAGGCGGCAGCGGUGGCUCGGGUGGCAACCGCGGUGGCGGGGCUCAGGGCAGCAACGGUGGCAACGGCGACGGCGCGGGCAGUGGCGGCCACGGCAGUGGCGCGCACGACGGUGCCAGUGGCGGCGCAGCCGGGCCAUCGCCCUAUGACGCUGGCGCGCCCACCUCCGGUGCCGCGGCCGACCACAUGCACCGCCACCUGCACCACCACCACUUCACCCACGCCCAUCACCACUACGGUGGAGGCGGAGGCGGCGGACCUCAGGAGGGCACAAGCAUGCGCACGCCCCUGCCGCUCCAGCCGCAGCAGCCGCAGCCGCAGCCGCAGCAACAGCAGCAGCAGCAGCAGCAGCAGCAGCAGCAGGCGGGCACUGGCGCAGCCAAUGCAGGCCAGGGGAUGGCGCUGGCAGCGGUUGCUGCAGCCGCAGCCGCUGCUCCUGCUGUCGCUGGCACAAGCGGCGGUGCGGCGGUUGUCGCCGCCGCUGCCGCCGCUGCCGCCGCCGUGUCUCAGCAGCAGCCGGUCCAUGUGGAGGGCCAGGGCCAGGAUGGCAAUGAGCCCAUGCUGCAGGACGGCUAGUCGCGCAGCUUUGUAUCUCGUUGAUUGCCAUUGUUGGGUAUGCGCGGGCUUGCUUGUGCUUAGCUACGCGUUUCGUAUUGUGCCAAAUUACAAGGCGUUGGCACACGGAAGAUUGCAGAUUUUGUCCUGGGGUCAGCGGUUCUGGGCAGUGAUAGCAAUCAGCUGCGGCGUGCGACCCUGCGGAAAGCGGGGUUCGCCAGCACCAUUCGCUGGUUUGCGAGUGCGGAUAUGGGGCGUGUUGUAGCCAACGAACGAGGUGGUUGCAGCGCAUGACGCAAACGUGCGCAUGUGGCGCGUGUGAGGGGUUGCCCCGAGACAGCAGGCGGCUGUUGCGCACGAAGCGUUUGCCGCGUUCAUGCGGCUUGAGAUAUGCUUCUAUGCAUCUUGCAUGAGGGCCGCCAGCUGUUUCGAUGCACGCAAUUGAGUGAUGCGUGCAAGGAGAUUGCAACAAAGAGAGUAUGUGUCUGGUGCAUGGGUAUUGCAUUUGCAUUAGUAAUGCUGGAAUGUACGUCAAAAGGCUAUCCAGCCACUACUUGUGCCCCUGGUGCAACCUGUAUGUACCUGCUAUUGUGUUGAGAGAUCUUAUGCCAAUAUUUGCAGUAUUAAGGCAAAGUGCCUUUGAGCCUUUUGAGGGGACGCGACGCAGUUCCAUGCGAUGCGAUAAGAGGGGUGCGGAGAGGACACGAGGGAGAUGAGUGGAGGGAAAGGACGACGAUGCGCGCGACUGCGAGUGGCACCGCUGCGUGUGUUCGCCUUGGUGAAUAUACUCGCACACGGCCACACAUAUGUCACAACCUCAUGCCACUCGGCCAGCAGAGUGGCAGAGGCAGUGAAUGGCGAUGAUGGGAGGGCGGGACCCGUCGCCUUGGCAGUUUAAUUUUGUAGGCGCGGUUGGGCAAGCGGUCUCACCUGCAAGCCAUUAGAAUUGUGGCCCGGGUAAGGCGCAUGGCGUUCGACUCGCGAGGUGUUGACAGGCAGACAGAGAGACGGGGAAAGGAGCCGGCAUCGAGUCGGAGGUGCACCAUUUGGGUGUGGCUCAGGCGGGCAUCAAUAAUAACUAGGUCAGUAGCAAGGCCCCGAGGGAUGGGUCCGUGAGGAGGUCUCUGCAAUACUGCUACUACCGGUUUUGGCCUGACAGCACUGUAGGCGGCCGUUGGAGUGAGAACGGGUUUGCGCACACGUGGCGCUUGGCUAGGAGUGCGUAAGGCACAGUGGACGGUAUCUCACACAAUUUUGUCCAGCCGAUGAUGUGAAGCACCGGGUCAUGCAUCGGCUCGCCAAGCCCUGCCUUAGUAUCAUUCCAAAUGCGUGACGAGAGGUUGCAACCGUACAGAAUGCAUGAGCGCGAGAGCGAGAGCGAGAGCAAGUGCAAGAGCGUGAGUGACGGCGUCCAGAUGUGCGUGUGUGGGUGUCUUGUGGUCCGUGUCAGGGCGCGUGUGUUUCGAAUUUGCGCUAGGCAGGCAUGGACAUGUUGCUUCGCGCAUUACCAAAAGGUUUGCGCAACAAACGAGAGCUUGCCUAGCGGUAGAGCACUUGUCUGCAUCUGAUGGCGCGCUAUCGAGAAUAUGCAUGGAGGUUGGGGCCAAUAAAGCGCCGUAGCAUUGAUGCAGGAGAAGGUAGUGAGACGCGGACAUAGUUAUGUGGGCAUGAGGGAGAGCACUGUUAGCUGCGCACGUUGCAUUCAGUACAAUUGUGCGCAGCGGCCAUCGAUGCAUCGUGGUCCUUACCAAGGAGAAGGACCAGGAGUACCGUGAGUACCUGGAAGGACCGUGAGUAGAUUCCCCUGCUGAAUGCCCCCAUGAACGGGGCGUGCAAGACGAAGUGUGUUCCACACUCCCACGGCAUUGCCGUGCCAGGAAGAGACAAGAGACUCUGUGGGAUGCAUGCACCAGCAGGCCCGUGCGUCUGUGACCAUGACCCCAUGAGCGGUGGGUUGUGUAACCAGCACCUCGC
Molecule: messenger RNA, 12475 nt
Organism: Chlamydomonas reinhardtii
Lineage: Eukaryota; Viridiplantae; Chlorophyta; Chlorophyceae; Chlamydomonadales; Chlamydomonadaceae
Exons: 10
Coding region: 662-10522 (3286 amino acids)
Molecular function (GO): DNA binding
Source: RefSeq, a predicted model, not a curated record